This is a messenger RNA of Boleophthalmus pectinirostris (great blue-spotted mudskipper), 5940 nucleotides long. RefSeq names its product taxilin gamma (gene txlng). NCBI's taxonomy places the organism in Eukaryota, Metazoa, Chordata, Actinopteri, Gobiiformes, Gobiidae. The record is from RefSeq and is a predicted model, not a curated record. Gene Ontology annotation, molecular function: syntaxin binding. The transcript has 11 exons. Bases 146 to 1579 code for a protein of 477 amino acids. Gene Ontology annotation, biological process: regulation of cell cycle.
CACGCAUGCGCAGGAGUUGUAUUUUGAAGCGGCCAAACCGGAUGUUGCACUUGUUCCUGUCGGUAAUGCUAAUGCUAAGGCUAGCGGAUCGUGCAUCAGAAACACAACACACACGAACAGAUAUUGUAACCUUUGACCUGUUCAAAUGGAGACCGCUACAGUCUGUGAGCUGGACGUGGCCACGAGGAGGAUUGUGGGAGGCAGCGAUUCUCCCCCUGAACUGGACAGCCCUUGUCAAGAGGUGGAGACCGACUUUGGUUCCUGUUGCGCCGAGGAGGAGCGAGGGGAGACUCCAGGCCGAGAGGACAGUCCCACAGAGCUCGGAGAAACGGAGCUGGACCCCGGAGGGAAGGAGGUCGUCUUGUUGAUGCAGGCGCUGAACUCUCUGGACACUCCUGAAGAGAAACUCGCUGCUUUGUGCAAGAAGUACGCAGAUCUGCUGGAGGAGAGCCGGUCGAUGCAGAAGCGUCUGAAGGCUCUGCAGAAGAAACAGGCUCAGAUCGUGAAGGAGAAGAUCCACCUUCAGGCCGAGCACAGUAAGGCCAUCCUCGCUCGCAGCAAACUGGAGAGUCUGUGCAGGGAGCAGCAGAGGCACAACAAGACGCUCAAGGAGGAGAAUGCGCAGCGGUCGCGGGAGUACGACGAGCAGAGGAAAGAGGCCAUGCUGCACUUCCAGUCCACGCUCAGCGACAUCGAGGCGCAGAUGGAAACGCACAGCUCCAGAAACGCCAAACUCCGACAGGAAAACAUGGAGCUGGUGGAGAAACUCAAGAAACUCAUCGAACAGUACGAGCUCAGAGAGGAGCACAUGGACAAAGUGUUCAAGCACAAGGAACUCCAACAGCAGCUGAUGGACGCCAAGCUCCAGAGAAUCACCGAGAUGAUGAAGGAGGUGGAGGAGAAGCAGCAGAGGGAGCGAGAGAUGCUGCUGAAAGACGCCACAGACUCCAGACGUAAAUGUGAACAGAUGAAAGAGCAGGAGAUGCAGCUCAAACAGCAGCUCUCUCUGUACAUGGACAAGUUCGAGGAGUUUCAGACCACUCUGGCGAAAAGCAACGAAGUCUUCACCACGUUCAGACAAGAGAUGGAGAAGAUGACGAAGAAAAUCAAGAAGCUGGAGAAGGAGACGACUCAGUGGAGGACCAAAUGGGAGAGCAACAACCAGGCGCUGCUGCAGAUGGCUGAAGAGAAAACUUUACGUGACGGUCACUUCAAGGCCCUACAGGGUAAACUGGAGCUGCUGGAGCGUUUGUGUCGAGCUUUGCAAAAAGAACGGAACGACCUGAACAACCGCCUGAGCCUCCUCCAGGACCAGGACCAGGACCAGGACCAGGGAGCAGAGCCGGGGCCGGACCAGCCGACCGAAGCCCAGCCGGGGGAGCCCAACGCCGGGGACGAGCCGCAGGACGAGGAGGGCACCGGCCUGGAGAUCCACCAAGCCCCUAGACCCCCAGAAACCGACGAGAGCAGGACCACGAGCACAGACGGACCGGAGGAGGAAGAGGAGGAGGAGACGUUAGCGGCUGCUGCUACGACCACAGAGGAGGAGGAGAAGGCGGCAGACUCUACGCAGGACUAGACACAAACACUCAAACAUCCCCAGAGAUUCAUCUAUUUUUUCUACUUUAAAUAAAUAAAUAUUAAUGCGACACGUCAUCUCUGCUCCAUUUUUAUCAGAUGUGGUAAAAGAUGCACGAUUUCCGAGAAAAUAUUGGUUAAAUCCGAGUCAUAUUUUGUAAAGAAAUUAUUAACCCCAAGUGACAAAACUCUUUUCAGUGAAUUGAAGCAACAUUUUUUAUUUGAGUCACUAACCAAACUGAAAAAAAUAUAUUGUUUUUCUACUUUUUGGGGUCGUUUUUGAGUUUCGAGUGUAUUUUUUUACGUCAUUUCUUUUAAAAGCGGAGCAAAAAUGUGUUGCGUUCAUACUUAAGUUUGAUACGAUAGGAUCUAUAGUCUCUUUAUUUCUACCCGAAUCCUUACAAUAGAUAUAAGAACAUUUUAAUACAUGAGUUUCAUUGAGAGCACUUAUUCUGUUUAAUUGUAUUUUCAUAGGAUCACAAACUUCCCCCAGUUUGAUUCUUUAUUCACACAAAAUUCUUGCUUCACGGCCUUUAAAUAAUUUCCUUUAGAUGAUCAAACUAUCAAGACGUUCUCAGACUUUUUAUUAAUUUAUAUUUAUGUUUCUUUAUUAUUUACUUCCAGCUGUUUAAAUCUUGACCAAACUGACAUUAGAUAAAAGUCUUGAAUAUCUAAAAAAAAAUAAAAAAAAUCAUAGUACACCAGUAAAUUCCGAGUUUCUUUAUGUAAUAAUGUGCGUAAAUGUUAAAAACUGAUUCAGGACCAAUAUUUGAGUAAAUUAUGACUAACUUGUGUCUCGAGUUGUUGGUAAAUUAAAGCUAAAGGUGCACUAUGUAACUUUUCUGAUGGAGAGUUACACAAAUGUUCCUGUUUUGACCGGAAUGUUCCACAGUGUCAUUCUUCCCAGACUUGGAUUUAUUCAAUUAUAAGUGUAAAAAAAGAAAAAAUACAACACAUUACAGAUCGGAACUUUGCCUGUUAGCGUCUGCUUGUUUCAAAAUCGUUUCAAAUCGUUAUGUCUUGGGUUCCCACGGUCAUGGAAAUCCUGGAAAGUUAUGGAAUUUUAGUCUCUCUUUCACACAACUACAGCGUUCUGUUAGGUCAGGGGUGUCAAACUCAAAUUCCCAGAGGCCAAAAUUAAAAACUGGGACUAAGUCUUGGGCCAAACUAAAUAUUUAUUGAAAAAUUUUAACAACAUCUGCAUGUUUUCUCUUCUUUCGAAAUAUGGAAUGUUAAACCUUUUAAAAUAAAUGUUUAAUAAUAGUUUUGGUUAGACACUGAAUCCAGAACAAGCAAAAUAUAAAAUAGUAACAAAAUUUUAAAUAAAUAAAGUCUCUAUAGUUUAUCUGAUUAUAAUUAUUUCCGAACGUUUGUGCCUUUUGUUCACGCUCUCCUCGGGGUCACAUACACCCAAAGAAAUUUUUUUUUCCUUCAGAUUGACCCGCCCCAAGAGAGCAGGAAGGGAAAAAAAAAAAAAAAAAGAGCGUGAGGGUUAAAAGAGACGACGAUAAAUGCACUGACAGUAUUUUGAAUGUUAAAAAACUAUAAUACUAAACCAUAAGGUGAGUGGAAAGAGUUAACAUUUCAUAUUUAGCCCUAAAAGAUCAAUUCUACACAUGUAGGUGCCGUAAAGUCAUGGAAAAAUCAUGGAAAACUUUUGAAAUCAUGUCAGUGAAAGAGAGUGGGAACCCUGAAUGUCGUACUGUGGAACAUUCCAGCCCAAGCAAAAACAUCUCCAUGCCGACGAGCAGGUGAAGCAGAAAACUCACACGGUGCACUUUUAUUAAGACUUGAAUAUGACCUUUAAGACUUGAAAUUGCACCUUUUUAAUUUAAGAACCACAAAUAGAGGAAUGGGGCUUUGUUAAUGGCUGCUCAGUUUUAAUCAUUUUCCCCUAGACGUAAAACACGAAGGCAGUAACUCAGUCCUGACCAUAAAUAAUAUAAAUAACGUAACUAAACAUGAAACUUUAUAAACUUGAUCAAACUUGUAGAUGUAUUUUCUCGUAAUUCCACUUUUUGUUGUCGAUUUUGGAUAAUCAGGAUAAUCAUUUGUUUAUUAUUAAAGUCUACAGCAGGGAUCUCGAACCUGUCGCUCGGGGGCUGGUAUCAUUAAGGAGUUGUCGAUACGAUACACUUUCGAUAUGUUUCAGUGAAAAACAAAGGCGAAAUCCUGGCUCUGAUACUAAAAGUCCAAUAAAUCUGUGCGGAGUAAACGUAGAAAAGCACCCAUUUUACUCAAAACUGUAAAAAUGUGAACACAACUGCAGCUCUUACACAAAUAAAUUUAGUAAAAAGUACCUAAAAUGUCCCUUGACGAUAUCCAUAUUGUAUCAGCACAUUAAACGAUACGAUAUAUUGAUAUUUUUGCACACCUCUAGAGCUGAAUAACUAAAAUUGUAUUAAUUACCAUCAUUUUAAUGCCCACUUUUGUGCAUUAAUAAAUGAAUAAUUUAAGUUUAUAUUUUAUAGAUGUCUAACUUUCCCCAGUCUAAGGCUUUAAUUUCUUGCAGCUCUUAAAAUAAGUAGCUCUUUGGCGUUUUUGUUUUGUAAACGUAGCUCACCAGAAGAAAAAGGUUGGAGAUUCCUGAUCUACGAGACAAAUUAAUCAGAAUUUUACUGCGAUACCCAACUGAUAAAGCUGAUAAAUUAAACUGUUUUCUGAUCUGUUAUACUUGUUUUUCUUAUCACAAACAAACCUGGAGUUGUGUUUUGUUUCAUUCACACAUGUUUAACACAAAAACCCUGCAUAUUUGCGCCGAGUUCUUCUCUUAAACAGAAAAUAUUCAACGUUUCAAUGUGUUUUUAAGCUCCACAAAGCUUCACUAAAAUCAUCUGGACGAUUUCAGCUCUGGAAUUCGCAAUCUCUACUGAAUAAAAGAUAAAAAGUAGAUGUUAACUUAAAGAAAACCUACUUCUUCAUGAGCAUUUUGAGCUUUGGAGAUGUCAACAGACUAAUAUUAAAUACUCAAACUUAUGUAAAUGAAACAAAACACAACUCCAGGUCUGUUUUUGAGAAGAAAACCGCAUUAUAACCUGACUUAAAACUCAAUUUUAAGUCAAUUUCCGCCAUCUAGGACCUUCAUAUUUUCAUUUCUUUUAAAGGGAAUCAAGCUAAUUUUAUACAUGCUGCUCAAAGUCUUUUUGUUUUCUGUACUCUUCUAAAUCGAAUCCAUAAAUAAUAACGAAUAAUGACACUUUGGUUUGUGUUUAAAUGUGAAAUUUUCAACUUUAAUAAAUGUUUAUUUUCAUGUCAUAGGAGGAGUCAGAGGAGGAGUCGGUCUUGGUUGCUUUAGUAAUAAUUACAUUUAAAGGUCUAUAUUUAAAGUGAAUGUAUAAUCAUUUACGUAAGUGCUAUGUUGUUUAUUAAUGUUGCCAGGAAAACGACAUUCCUUGAUUUUUAUUUUAACUUUUACUUUUUUUCCCCAAUUUUUAAAAGGGACAGUUCAAAUUUUUGUAUUCGUCAAGUGAUUUACAAAGUCGAUUUGUGUUUCGUCGGGGUUUGUUCGUCUUUCCAUUUUCAUCGCAAAAAAAAGCAAUAAAUUUGUGGAAAUACCAGUUAAAAUCCAUAGAUAUUUUUUGACUAUAUGAGGAAAAUUAUUAAAAUUUUCCAAAAUUAUUGACUGAACAGUGUUUGGUAAAAAAGUGAACCAAAUAAAAAGUAAAAAAAAUACAUGUAGUGUCACCAGAACCAGAACUUUUGUGGCGGUGGGUUCGUCAAAACGCGCUUUUUUUUCCAUGGAGAUGUUAUUGCUUUGUCUGUAAUGUUACACAGUAUGGCAUUAAACCUUGCUAUCGUCAUGGAAACCAAACCAGACCAAGUUUUAGGUCAGAUUUGCGGAGUGGAGAGGUUAGAAUACUUGUUUUUUUGAGGUAUUUUUGAGCUUUAAAACCCACUUGUAAUCGAAUAAAUGUAACGUAGAGCUGUUUAAAGUCAUACUGUGGAACAUUCCAGGCAGAGCAAUGACGUAUCCAUGGAAACAAGAACGUGACAGACCCCCAAACAAAAAGUUACACCUAAAAGGGGAGCUACAAUAAGACUAAACACCUAAAAAAUGGGUUAAAAUUGGGUUAAAAAUGUCCAAUAUUUAACUCGUAAUGCCCCGAAAAUUCGAACUGUCUCUUUAAAUGUUCAAACUGGUGAAAUCUCGUAAAAAUUUGAAUGUUAUUUUCCACGUGUUUUUGCAUUGUCCCAGAUUAGACUCAGGUAUUCUAAUCUACCUCUGCAGGGGGAGGGGAACUGUGAAGGGUCACUGCAGCGUCACAAUAUUUUUACUACAGAGAAUGAGACAUGAGCCCACACCUGACUGUACUGUCAUCCUGUCGUGCUUUUCAAUAAACUUUUGUAGAGUUUCCAUAAUAA